Molecule: messenger RNA, 384 nt
Organism: Dioszegia hungarica
Lineage: Eukaryota; Fungi; Basidiomycota; Tremellomycetes; Tremellales; Bulleribasidiaceae
Product: Prefoldin
Exons: 4
Coding region: 1-384 (127 amino acids)
Biological process (GO): chaperone-mediated protein complex assembly; protein folding
Cellular component (GO): prefoldin complex; cytoplasm
Molecular function (GO): protein-folding chaperone binding
Source: RefSeq, a predicted model, not a curated record
AUGGACCCAAAAGCAGGCGCUAUCCAGGCGAGGCUGCAACAGCAGUCUUCCAUCUUCCAGAAGCUCGAAGGAGACCUCACAGAAGUCAUCACCGCCCGUCAACGUCUCGACUCGCAAUUAUCCGAGAACGAAGUUGUCUUGAAAGAGUUCACCCUCCUCAAGCCACACAAUACGGUAUAUAAGCUCGUCGGACCGAGUCUUGUCUCUCAGGAUCAGGCGGAAGCGAGGGGGAACGUAGAGAAGCGGUUGGAAUUCAUCAGGGCGGAAAUAAAACGGGUAGAGACGCAAUUGAAGGAGCAAGAGGAAAAGGUCGGCAAGAAGCGGGGGGAGAUCAUGGCGCUCCAACAGGAGCUUCAGGCUUUACAGCCGAGCGGUCCAGAAUAG